This is a messenger RNA of Panicum virgatum (switchgrass), 1387 nucleotides long. Its product is annotated as flavanone 3-dioxygenase 2-like. The transcript is spliced from 3 exons. The record is from RefSeq and is a predicted model, not a curated record. Bases 37 to 987 code for a protein of 316 amino acids. NCBI's taxonomy places the organism in Eukaryota, Viridiplantae, Streptophyta, Magnoliopsida, Poales, Poaceae. Gene Ontology annotation, molecular function: dioxygenase activity.
GGCAUCUCCAUCCCGUAGCCAAAGGCGCCAGAAGACAUGGCGGCCAGCAGCGGCGCUCUCCCCGUGGUGGAUCUGGCGCCUUUCUUCACCGAAGAUGACAGCGGCGGCGCCGCCCGCGCCACCGCGGCCGUGCGCGAGGCGUGCCGGACGCACGGCUUCUUCCGCGCCGUCAACCACGGCGUGCCUGCCGAGCUCUUGGCGCGCGCGCUCGAGCUGUCGGCCGCGUUCUUCGCGCUGCCGGACGAGGAGAAGGCCAAGGUCCGGCCGGCCGCGGGGUCCGGGGCGCCCCUCCCGGCCGGCUACGGGCAGCAGCCGGCGCACUCGACCGACAAGAACGAGUACCUGGUGGUCUUUGAUCCGAGGCUUGGGUUCAACGUGUACCCCGCUGAGCCAGCUGGAUUCAGAGAGACAGUGGAGGAGUGCCACCGCAAGCUCACCGAACUGGGGCUGCUCAUCCAGGAGAUCUUGAACGAGUGCAUGGGCCUUCCGCCGGGCUUCCUCAGGGGCUACAACGACGCCCGCGGCUUCGACCUCAUGACGGCGAAGCGCUACUUCCCGGCGACGGAGGAGGAGAACGUCGGAAUCAGCGCGCACGAGGACUCCAACUGCAUCACCUUCAUCUUCCAGGACGGCGUCGGGGGCCUCGAGGUCCUCAAGGACGGCGACUGGGUCCCGGCGGAGCCCGUCGACGGCAGCAUCAUCGUCAACAUCGGCGACGUCAUACAGGUGCUGAGCAACGAUAAGUUCAAGAGCGCGACGCACCGGGUGGUGAGGAAGCCAGUGCACAGGCAUUCGUUCGCGUUCUUCUUCAAUCUGCACGGCGACAAGUGGGUCGAACCGCUGCCGGAGUUCACGGCCAAGAUCGGCGAGCCGCCGCGAUACAGGAGGUUCCUCUACAGGGAGUAUCAGCAGCUACGCGUCAGGAACAAGACCCAUCCUCCGGCCAGGAUCGAAGACAUCGUCCACGUCAGCCACUAUGCCAUCUAAUAAGAUCUACGGUGUCUGCUACCCGGGGUGGGAGCUACCCACUAAUAAGGUUAUCCGCACUGGAUACGCUAUGCUGCCCACUACCCCAUCCUCCUUCGGUACGAAAACGUCUACACCAGAGUAGGCUACGCCGAAUGUUAUCAGCCUCCACACGCCAAAAUGCCAAAUCAAGCAGAGGUAGGGAACGAACACUACGCAUCGACGUAGCGCAGGGCCCAUGCACCAUGUGCCAUCCCAACCGCAGUUGUGCCUGCCUGCCAUCACGGGCGUCACUACUACAUUAAUCUUUUCUGAGACGGUUGAAAAACAUUUUAAGAGGUGAGCAAACCCAACCGUCUCUGAGCAAACGUCAUUAUAAAUGAAGCAUUUUCAGAGACGGGCAGAUGCCCGCCUCUAUUAA